Molecule: messenger RNA, 891 nt
Organism: Perkinsus marinus ATCC 50983
Lineage: Eukaryota; Perkinsozoa; Perkinsida; Perkinsidae
Exons: 3
Coding region: 78-860 (260 amino acids)
Source: RefSeq, a predicted model, not a curated record
CAUUCCGUGAUCGUCAGCUGCGUGGGUAUCGUGGAGGUGGUGGUGGUGAUUAUGAAAGGAGGCCUUUGGGCAAGGGCAUGAGCAGUUCUUGGAAUAGAAGCCCAUCGACGAGACAGGUCGCCCCUCGGCCUCGUCCGAAACCUGUGAAGGCGAAUAAGAUGUAUGGGUGGAGCGACGAUGAGUAUGUCGAAGGAGAGAGCCCGCGGUCUGAUGGCGGUGAUAACGUUGAGCAUCUACCUGCGAGGGAGCAUGUUGUCCCUAAUGAGGCCAAGGGAUGGUAUAGGGGCUUGGACAAUCGGUGGAGGCGGGCCAGGAUAACAACGACACCGGUAUUGACAGUGAAAUUAGAUCAUAAGGGGCAGGUCGUACACGCUAAGAGUAGUGCUGAACGCCUUGCUAUGUUGAAGUCGAAACUCUUAUCGGGAGGGAAGACGGCUGAGGGAAAGGACGAGGAGGAGGAGGCGCCAGUGGAAGCGGCUGCUGCUGCUGCGGUAAGCAACAAUGAGCAGGGAGUGAGGGAUCUGAGUGAAGGCCGAGAGGCAGACACUGACGACACGCCGAAGGCAUCCCGAAUCAAAGUGAGUGUUGAUAAACGGAAGACCCGUAGCAGUACUAUAGACGAGGUGGAUGGGGAGGAAUCACGUAAGCGGAGAAGGGCAGGUGAGGAGAAUAAGAAGGAAGAAGAACUGCAGGUUGAAGAUAAGAAAGCUGACGAUGGGAGAUCUCCUAAGAGGAAGACCUCUGGGUCGCCCAGAAAGGAGGGCUCAUCGUCACCCUCUGUGGAGGCACGGCAGAGACAACUUCGUGCAAAGUUACUUGGAUCGAAACGGAAUAGUGAUGAUGGUGGUGGGGCUGGCUGAUGUGGACGUGUAACAAUGCUAUGAUGACCGA